AUGUCUAAACUAACUUCCCUCUCCAAUGAUUCUCUGAUGGAUAUUUUAUUAUUCUGCAAAAAUGAUUUAAAAACUGUGAUGAGUUUGGCACUAACAUGUUCCGAUUGUUAUCGUACUGUAACAGAGAGUUUCGAUCGGUUUUGGAUUGUUAUUUUGAAUGAGAUGGCUGAACGGAAUCCUACUGGUUUUAAGUCAAAGACUCUUUCUAUUGUGAAUCAUCCAUUGAUUUCAAAGAGGAGUAUUAAAUUAUUGACCAUUGUUAAAUCACAAAUAAGAUUUGAGAGGAAACGAAAAAUUCUGAAAGAUUAUAAUGGGUUGGAAAUGUUGGCAAAAUAUAGAUAUUUUGAAAAUUUACAAAUUCAUGAUCCAUAUGUUAACAAAUUGAUUUCAAAAGAGAGAAAGGAAUCAUUGAGAUACUCUGCUGAAAAUAUACUCAGAGAGGUGUUUGAAGAUUCACAUAUUGCAUUAAUUGAUUGUUGGUUAACAAAAGUACACUCAUUUGAAGUUAAAGAUCUAAUCGAUGCUUUAUUUAGAAAAUCAGGAGCUCAUCUUGAAUUGAAUGUUAAGAAUAGAACCCAAUCAUCUUCAAUCUAUGACUUUUGGAAAACCCAGGAUCCUUCCUACCAAGACAAUCUAUUUCACUGGUACAAGGUAGCAUCUCUCUCAACAGUUGAUAGUACUCUCCUAUUUCUCAAGUUCUUUUUUCUUGAACUACCAAAUAAUUUAGUUUAUGGCCAAAGAGUUAGUGAAACUGGAUACGAACAGGAAAAGAGAAAUACUGGCGCAUUCAAGAAACAAUUAGAUAAUUUGACUGUUUACGCACAUCGUGUAUUGAUGGAAGCCAUUCAGAUUUUCAAAAAGGAACUUUACGAUGAGUGA
Naegleria gruberi is the source of this 879-nucleotide messenger RNA. RefSeq lists its product as uncharacterized. The record is from RefSeq and is a predicted model, not a curated record. The coding region runs from base 1 to 879 and encodes 292 amino acids. The transcript has a single exon. NCBI's taxonomy places the organism in Eukaryota, Heterolobosea, Eutetramitea, Acrasida, Naegleriidae.